AUGGGUUGGGUAACACUGUUUACAAUACUUGUUUUGAUUUUAACACAAAUAUUCGCUGUGCCAUUGAAAUCAUCGAAUAACUGUGGUUAUGAUUCGUGUAACUUAGGUCAACCUGGCAAAUUGAAUGUUCAUAUCGUUGCUCAUACACAUGAUGAUGUUGGUUGGUUAAAAACAGUCGAUCAAUAUUAUUACGGAUCUCGGAGAGAGAUUUCGCCAAAAGCUGUUCAAUAUAUUCUUGAUUCAGUUAUUGAAGCAUUGGUCGACAAUCCCGAUCGUCGAUAUAUUUAUGUUGAAAUGGCCUUUUUUUGGCGAUGGUGGACUGAACAAUCAGAAAAAGUGCGAAAUAUUGUCAAACAACUUGUUAACGAAAGUCGUUUGGAAUUCAUUUCCGGUGGUUGGUGUAUGAACGAUGAAGCAACAACACAUUACAAUUCAAUCAUUGAUCAACAUAGUUUAGGUGCAGAAUUUUUACAAGAGACUUUUGGCGAAUGUGCGAGACCGAAAAUCGCGUGGCAGAUCGAUCCAUUCGGACAUUCUAGAGAAGUUGGCUCCCUCUUUGCACAGAUGGGUUUCGAUGGAAUGUUUCUCGGACGUGCUGAUUAUCAAGAUCAAAUACAUCGAGGAUUUGAAAAGAAGUUAGAAAUGAUCUGGAAAGCAAGUGCCAAUCUAGAUCGUCAAAGUUGGCUGUUUGCGGGGAUUCUUCCAUAUGGUUAUGGAUCACCAUUUACAUUUUGUUACGAUUCUCAAUGUUCUGAUCCACCGAUAAUGGAUGAUAAAAAUUUAAAGGAUUACAAUGUACCAGAACGAGUUUUAGCAUUCAUUGCCGAAGCUUAUGCUCUAUCGAAAAUCUAUGCGACGAAUCAUUUGAUAAUGACCAUGGGCGGUGAUUUUCAAGAUAAAAAUGCUCAUGAGAAAUUUAAAAACUUAGAUAAAUUGAUUCAUUACGUUAAUCUUGAACAAAACAAUGGCAGUGACAUCAAUGUGUUCUAUUCCACACCGUCAUGUUAUUUAUACGCGUUGAAUAAAGCAGGAAAAACUUGGACAACGAAAAGUGAUGAUUUCUUUCCCUAUGCGAUGGUUCCCGCGUCAUAUUGGACUGGUUAUUAUACAUCAAGACCUGCUUUGAAGUUUUAUGAACGUUAUGCGAAUAAUAUUCUUCAAGUAACUCGUCAACUGAAUGGAUUUGCACAGACAAAUUCACGCGAAACUAUCUUUGUUUUGAGUGAAGCAUUGGGAUUGGCUCAACAUCAUGAUGCAGUUAGUGGAACGGAAAAACAACAUGUCGCCAAUGACUAUGCUCAACGAUUAGCAGAUGGAAUCGAUCGAGUUAUGGAUGUGAUUAACAAUGCUUAUGAAAGAUUAUUACCGAAAAACAAUCGAACAGCAUCAACAUCUCAACAGUUUCUUUGUUCAUAUUUGAAUAUAAGUGCAUGUCUUCCGAUUGAAGGACAAGAUCAUUUCACAUUGACUUUGUGGAAUCCAACAAUUCAUCCGGUCAUUGUUUAUCCUCGUGUACCUGUAACUCGACAAUAUUCGAUUCGCGAUCCACGAGGAAAUCUUGUUGUCGCUGAAUAUUUUCCAAUUCCGGAAACGAUUCAAAAUCUUCCUGGUCGAAUGAGCUCUGCGCAAAAUCAAUAUUUAUUUCAAGUGUCACUGCCAGCACUUGGUUUUAAUACGUAUUAUUUUGAAGCUAAAGCACAGAAUACAAAGACUGACGAGAGAAUGGAACAUGAAAAAGUAAAAACAACCGUGAACGAAGCAUGUGUCCUACAAAACGAACAUUUACGUGUGGAAUUCAAUAGUUUUGGGGAACUGAAGGAAAUCGCCAAUUUAGAUAAGAAUUUAGUUGUUUCUUUCAGUGAACAAGGUUUCUAUUGGUAUGCAAGCUACACAGGAAAUAAAACAGCUCCAGUAAUACCCUCUUCGGGUGCCUAUAUCUUUCAUCCAUUAUUGCCAGAACCUGCACCUGUCAGUCUUAUCCGAAGAAUAAAUUGUACGAAGACAAGUACAGUUCAAAAAGCAUCGAUCAUUUUCAACGAUUGGGUCAGUGAAGAAUUCAAUCUUUAUAAUGGUUCAUCAUCACUUGAAGUUGAAUGGAUCGUUGGACCAAUUCCAAUUGAUGAUAAUAUUGGAAAAGAAAUCAUUGUUCGUUACAAUACAAAUAUAAAAAGUACAAAGAAAUAUUAUACCGAUGCGAAUGGACGAGAAGUUUUGGAACGUAUUCGUGAUUAUCGACCAACAUGGCAUCAUAUUGUUGACGAACCGAUUAGUAGCAAUUAUUAUCCAAUCAACAGUCGAAUUUGGAUUAAAGAUGAUGAUCGACAAUUUACGAUUUUGACUGAUCGAUCGGAAGGCGGUGGAAGCAUGUGGGAUGGUUCAGUUGAAAUUAUGAUUCAUCGUCGAAUACUGCAGGAUGAUUCUCUGGGCGUUGGUGAAGCUCUAAAUGAAACUGCAUACGGCAAAGGUCUUGCUAUCACGGGAAAACAUAUUCUCUCUGUUGAUCGUCCAUCCGAUAGUGCUCAAUUUCAUCGAAUCAUCGCUCAACAAUUCUACAUGCGUCCUUUAGCAACCUUUUCUGUGCCAAAUACAACAACUUACACAAACUAUUCGAAUAUCUACCGUCAAACUUGGUCAGCGCUCUCUGAUUCGAUGCCAAUGAAUGUUCAUUUGUUGACAUUUGAUCAAUUAAAUCCAAAACAAUAUCUCGUCCGCGUUGAACAUUAUUUUGAAUUGAAUGAAGAUGAAAUUUAUUCGAAAGCAGUGACAAUUGAUAUUCAAACAUUGUUUCAAAGCAUUGGAACGAUUAGUGACAUGAUUGAGUUGAUUUUAACUGCAAAUUUACCAGUAUCGGAUCUACAUCGACUCGAAUGGAUGACCAAUGAUCAGCAGUCGUCAAAAGUUCAUGUUUCACAACAAUAUUUGUCGAAUGUGACAACAAUUACACUCAAUCCCAUGCAAAUUCGAACAUUUCAAAUUACUAUCGCUUGA
Messenger RNA from Adineta ricciae, 2988 nucleotides. NCBI's taxonomy places the organism in Eukaryota, Metazoa, Rotifera, Eurotatoria, Adinetida, Adinetidae. The record is from the annotation of a GenBank genome assembly.